AUGGCCGGCCGACGACCCCUCACAUUAGGAGGCGUGAAUGUACGCCAACUUCUUCACCACUAUCGACAAGGCCUUUCAUCAUCACAGUCCUUAUCAUUAUCAUCUUUAUCAUCUUUAUCAUCAUCACAAUCUUUAUCGAGCCCAAUCGUAGAAAAAGGGGGGAAAAAAAAAGAAGAAGAAGACUGUAAAAGGCCUGUAUUACUGGUGAGUGCCUGUCUUCUUGGCCAUUGUGUCUCUUACCGCCGGCAUCACUCUUCCCCGCGGCCCCGCACCCCCGCCGGUUUUCUCCUUCACUGUCUCGCCAGCGACUACGCCCUCCUCACGUGUAUUCCCGUCUGCCCAGAGAUGGAUCUUCUCCACAUGACUUCCCCACGCCCACCCAUACGUCUCCUGCAAUCCCAACAAACAGAGAGAAAAGAAAGAGAAGGGAAAUCACAACAACAACAACAACAAGAACAAAAAGUCUAUAUAUAUGGAAAUGUAAAGGGAGAAGUAAAAGAGGGUCGUGAACUGCGUGAACGUCUUAUCUCUCGUCAUCCAUUGUUGGCGGAUGAAUUACUUGUGCGUCAAUUAACGGGCAUUGAUGCUUGUCUCUUAAAGGCACGAUCCCCCAGUUGUGGGGUUGGAGAUGCACGUGUGUAUACAUCGGCGAGUGGUGGAGUUUACAAGGAAGCGGAUGGUUUCUUUGUAAAUGAAUGGUUGCGUCCAGUAGUUGGAACUCUUCCACUGGUGACAGAACGUCAGCUUUACUUUGAUGAUGAGGAAGAAGAAGAGGAAGAACAACAAGAACAAGAGGCGAUUGGAAUAUCAAUAACAAGGAAGAGCCAUCAUAACAGUAAGCAUAGGUACGGAGUAUUGUCGUUUAUCAGAGAUUUUCUCACACGCUUUGAAAAAAGAAGAGGUGCACAGUCAUGA
This is a messenger RNA of Trypanosoma theileri, 915 nucleotides long. RefSeq lists its product as uncharacterized. The record is from RefSeq and is a predicted model, not a curated record. Bases 1 to 915 code for a protein of 304 amino acids. The transcript has a single exon. NCBI's taxonomy places the organism in Eukaryota, Euglenozoa, Kinetoplastea, Trypanosomatida, Trypanosomatidae.